AUGUCUCAAGCUGACUCGUCGCUCGUCUACGGAGGAAUGGUUGCGUUGAUUGUCGGGCUGUCGCUCUGGGGAUGGCAGCGCUCGAAGGACAGCACUACAAUCUUCUAUCCUCCGAGCCCGCCGGCCCAUCCUUUGCUUGGGAACUUGAAGGACAUGCCGUCGGAUGGGUCAGAAUGGCUGCAUUAUGAGCAACUGGGCAAGCACAUCGGAAGCGAUAUCAUAUACAUGACGGCGCUAGGCUCUCAUGUUCUGGUCAUCAACUCCUUUGAAGCUGCUCGGGAUCUUCUAGACAAGAAAGGAUCCACGUACUCUAGUCGUCCACGUAUGGUAAUGCUUAAGGAGAUGAUGGGUUGGGACUGGAACCUCGUGUUGAUGCCCUACGGGAAGUCUUUCGCGGCACAUCGUCGAGUUGUUCAGCAAGAAUUCUUGCCUUCGAUAGUGAUGGAGCGUUGCCGACCCGUAAUGACCGAGGAGGUACAAAACUUGCUGGUCCGGCUUUGGCGCACGCCAGACGAUCUCGUGAAGCACCUGAAGACAAUGGCUGGCGCCAUUAUCAUGAUGGUAACCUACGGCCAUCACGUCAGUUCAAUGGACGACGAGUUCGUGAAGCUUGCCGAAGCUGUGCGCGCCCAUAGUGAGCACAAACCGGGGACCAGAAUCGUUGGCAUAUUUCCCUUUUUGAAGUAUAUCCCUACGUGGUUUCCCGGUGCGGGCUUCAAGCGAUUGGCUAUAUGGAAGAAGCAAUUCUCCAUCAAUAUGCGCACCGCACCGUACGAGGCGGUCGUGAGCCGUAUAGCGGCCGGAACCGCGGUGCCCUGUCUGGUCAGCCGUUUGAUGCAUGAUGAUCUACCCUACGAAGGCAUCAACAAGAUCGAAUUCGUCAAGAACUGUGGAGGUGUCGUAUACAGUGCUGGGGCUGAUACUACUGUGGCGGCAUUAGCCAACUUCUUCUUGGCCAUGACGCUAUAUCCCGACGUUCAAGCGCGUGCUCAGCAAGAGCUUGAUGACGUGGUCACAAGAUAUCGCUUACCUACAUUUGAGGAUCGCGAUCGACUACCGUACAUCGAAAACAUCGUAAAAGAGACUCUUCGUUGGAAGGCCGUCUCUCCGAGCGAUGAAUAUCGGGGGGCAUACAUUCCUGAGAACACGACUGUCGUUCCGAACCUACAUGCAAUGCUCCAUGACGAAACACAUUACAAGAAUCCAGAUGAGUUCAACCCGGACCGUUACAUCCCAACGAAGGCCAACCCCGAGGGAGAGCCCAAUCCUAAUCGUGCAGCAUUUGGAUUUGGACGGCGGAUCUGUCCGGGACGAUUUUUUGCUGAUGACUCUCUGUUCCUCACGAUCUCGUCCGUACUGCAUGUCUUUUCGAUCAGAAAGCCUUUGAAAUCCGCCAGCAUCGACAGCAUUCGAUGGAGCCCGGGGCUCGUGAGCCUUCCUUCGGCCUUUCCUUCUGCGAUCGAGCCUCGGUUCUCCGGGGCUGGCGAGCUUCUGGCCCUGACCGAGCGAACCUGA
Messenger RNA from Punctularia strigosozonata HHB-11173 SS5, 1515 nucleotides. RefSeq names its product cytochrome P450. The transcript is spliced from 12 exons. NCBI's taxonomy places the organism in Eukaryota, Fungi, Basidiomycota, Agaricomycetes, Corticiales, Punctulariaceae. The record is from RefSeq and is a predicted model, not a curated record. Gene Ontology annotation, molecular function: oxidoreductase activity, acting on paired donors, with incorporation or reduction of molecular oxygen; heme binding; iron ion binding. The coding region runs from base 1 to 1515 and encodes 504 amino acids.